This is a messenger RNA of Cornus florida, 1838 nucleotides long. Its product is annotated as 7-deoxyloganetic acid glucosyltransferase-like. Gene Ontology annotation, molecular function: UDP-glycosyltransferase activity. Bases 73 to 1530 code for a protein of 485 amino acids. The record is from RefSeq and is a predicted model, not a curated record. Lineage: Eukaryota; Viridiplantae; Streptophyta; Magnoliopsida; Cornales; Cornaceae. The transcript has 2 exons.
UGUGUGUACAGUAUCUUCCUAAAACUCCCAACUCAAUUAAGCACCAUAGAGCAGGAAAUCCGGGCUUGAGACAUGGAUGUUCCUCGGCCCCACGUAGUGAUCUUGCCUUUCCCUGCACAGGGCCACAUCAAGCCCAUGCUAAUGCUAGCAAAGCUUCUUUGCCAUGCCAAUUUCAAUGUCACCUUUGUAAACACAGAUCACAAUCACAAUCAUAUCAUCAACUCCAUCAACCAAACCACCUUCAAUAGCCACUUUCCUACACUCCGUUUUGAGGCCAUCCCUGAUGGACUUCCACCUGAACAUCCACGCUCUGGUCUGCAUAUCCUCGACUUGUUCUACUCUAUUGAGUCUGCUUCCAAGGCCAAGUUCAAGGACCUAAUCGUUUCGCUAGGCCAAGAAAAUGGCGUGCCGUACUGCUCGCCUCCGACAUGCGUCAUAUCAGAUGGAAUCAUGUCUUUCGCCAUUGAUGUUGCAGAGGAGCUCCACAUUCCGGUGAUCACUUUUCGGACCUACAAUGCUUCCUGCACUUGGGUUUACUUCCAUAUUGAAAAGCUCAUUCAAGAAGGACACAUUCCCUUCAAAGGAGAUGUUGACAUGGAUGGGGCUAUCGAUUCGGUUCCCGGAUUUGAAGGCGUCUUGCGACGUAGAGACCUUCCGGGCAUUUGCAGAUUGAAAGAAGUGGAUGACCCACAUUUGCAAUUCUUCAUCAGACAAACCUCAACCACGAAACGAGCUUCAGCUCUCAUACUCAACACUUUUGAAGAACUUGAAUCACCCAUCAUAUCCAGAUUCCUCUCUAUCUUCCCUAAAGUCUACCCCAUUGGCCCACUUCAUGCCCUUUUCGAGUCACGAAUCAAAUUAAAUCAUUGUCCACCGUCUGAUUCUUCAUCAAACGGAAGUCUGACCCAACAGGACAUGACUUGCUUGACCUGGCUCAAAUCUCAGGCAGCCAAAUCAGUGAUUUAUGUUAGCUUUGGAAGUGUGGCCAUGUUGACUCAUGGCCAACUGAUGGAGUUUUGGCAUGGUUUAGUUAAUAGUGAGAAGCCAUUCUUGUGGGUUAUGAGAAAGGGAUUGCUUUUGGGUGAGGAUACAGUGGGUGAGAUUCCAACGGAGCUUGUGGUGGGGACUAAAGAAAGAGGGUACAUAGUGGGUUGGGCCCCACAAGAGGAGGUCUUGGCCCAUCGAUCCGUGGGUGGGUUUUUGACCCAUAGUGGGUGGAACUCAACGUUGGAGAGUAUUUUAGCUGGUGUUCCAAUGAUUUGUUGGCCACAAUUGGCUGACCAAACAGUGAAUAGUAGGUGUGUGAGUGAGGUGUGGAGGAUUGGGCUUGAUAUGAAAGACACUUGUGAUAGAUCGACGGUUGAGAAAAUGGUGAGGGAUCUGAUGGAGGGAAAAAGAGAGAUCACAGAAUCAACGGCUGACUUUGCAAGAAAGGCUCGUGAUAGUAUCAACGAAGGUGGGUCAUCUUAUUGCAACUUAGAAAAAUUAAUUGAAGACCUACAAUCAAUCAACUUAUCCAAGCAUGCUUAAGAAAGAUAAGUGAUCGAGUUUGAAAUAAAUAUGCCUCAUAUUUGGGUUUUCAUUUAUGCAUGUGUUUUGGUGAAAUGUUGAGGUUGCUCCAUGUGAAGGUAAGAUUGCAUUUAUUGGACCUUCGUCAAGUUUCUUAAUGACAAGAACUUUGUGUAUUGGACUAGCCCUUUAAUCUAUAUGCAUAUGCAUGAGUAUAUGUAUGUAUGAAUGUAUGUAUGUCUGUAUGUUUUAUGUCUCAAAGUUCUCCUUGUAUUACUACUUAGUUUUUCAAUAAAAUCGACCAUUUAGUAUACGUAAUUUAACUUUUA